This is a messenger RNA of Lottia gigantea (owl limpet), 717 nucleotides long. RefSeq lists its product as hypothetical. The record is from RefSeq and is a predicted model, not a curated record. NCBI's taxonomy places the organism in Eukaryota, Metazoa, Mollusca, Gastropoda, Lottiidae. Gene Ontology annotation, biological process: regulation of transcription by RNA polymerase II; multicellular organism development; neuron differentiation. Gene Ontology annotation, cellular component: nucleus. Bases 46 to 672 code for a protein of 208 amino acids. The transcript is spliced from 2 exons. Gene Ontology annotation, molecular function: DNA-binding transcription factor activity, RNA polymerase II-specific; RNA polymerase II cis-regulatory region sequence-specific DNA binding.
GUUAUAUGCACAAUUUAAGGAUAUUGGUGACAUUGUACUGACAAAAUGGUCAUGGAUUUAUCAAUCAAGAGAGAGGUCAGCUCGCCAAGCUCUAGCGAUGAUGAAGCAGUUUACAGAAAAAUAACAAACUUUUCUAUAGCAGAAAUUUUGAAGCCAGAUUUCGGAUGUAAGCGACGAAUUACAGCACCGUUUUUAUCUCACAGAAUAUCUAUGAAAUUACCAACAAGCCCUCCUUAUAAAGAGAGAAAAGAAAUUCCAUCACCAAAAGCUCCUGAAGCAGAAUCAAAGAAAAAGUCCACAGAAUUGUGGCCAGCUUGGGUAUUCUGUACUCGUUAUUCAGACAGACCUUCAUCCGGUCCGAGAUGUCGCAAGCCAAAAAAGAAACAAACGGAAAUGGACAAACGACCACGGACUGCGUUUACGAAUGAUCAAUUACAGAGGCUCAAACGUGAAUUUGAUGAAAACAGAUACCUUACCGAAACCAGACGACAAAAUUUAGCCACAGAACUUGGACUUCACGAAUCUCAAGUGAAAAUUUGGUUCCAAAAUAAGCGCGCGAAAUUGAAGAAAUCUACAGGAACCACAAAUCCCUUGGCAUUAAAAUUAAUGUCGGAAGGACUUUACAAUCACAAUACGGUAGUUGUAGACGAUAGCGACAGUAUGGACAUGUGAAUACGAAACUAAACUUUAUUGUUUUAAUACGAAACUAAUAUUAUU